Molecule: messenger RNA, 2584 nt
Organism: Jaculus jaculus (lesser Egyptian jerboa)
Lineage: Eukaryota; Metazoa; Chordata; Mammalia; Rodentia; Dipodidae
Gene: Cacnb3
Product: calcium voltage-gated channel auxiliary subunit beta 3
Exons: 13
Coding region: 101-1552 (483 amino acids)
Biological process (GO): regulation of voltage-gated calcium channel activity; chemical synaptic transmission; neuromuscular junction development
Cellular component (GO): voltage-gated calcium channel complex
Molecular function (GO): high voltage-gated calcium channel activity; protein binding
Source: RefSeq, a predicted model, not a curated record
GCCAGGCGUGCAGGCAGCAGUGUGCAGAGAAGCGGCCGGGUCCUGCUCCCGCCUCGGAGCCCGUGGCCCGGGGGAGGGGGAGAGGCCACUAGCUCGGUCUAUGUCUUUUUCUGACUCCAGUGCAACCUUUCUGCUGAACGAGGGUUCAGCAGACUCCUACACAAGCCGCCCAUCUCUGGACUCCGACGUCUCCCUGGAAGAGGACAGGGAGAGUGCCCGGCGUGAAGUGGAGAGUCAGGCUCAGCAGCAGCUUGAGAGGGCAAAGCACAAACCUGUGGCAUUUGCUGUGAGGACCAAUGUCAGCUACUGUGGUGUACUGGAUGAGGAGUGCCCAGUCCAGGGCUCCGGAGUCAAUUUUGAGGCCAAAGAUUUUCUGCACAUUAAAGAGAAGUACAGCAAUGACUGGUGGAUCGGGCGGCUAGUGAAAGAGGGCGGGGACAUCGCCUUCAUCCCCAGCCCCCAACGCCUGGAGAGCAUACGGCUCAAACAGGAGCAGAAGGCCAGGAGAUCCGGGAACCCUUCCAGCCUGAGUGACAUUGGCAACAGACGCUCCCCUCCUCCAUCUAUAGCUAAGCAGAAGCAGAAACAGACAGAACAUGUUCCUCCAUAUGAUGUGGUGCCCUCUAUGCGGCCCGUGGUGCUGGUGGGACCCUCACUGAAAGGUUAUGAGGUCACAGACAUGAUGCAGAAGGCUCUCUUUGACUUCCUUAAGCACAGGUUUGAUGGCAGGAUCUCCAUCACCCGUGUCACAGCUGACCUGUCAUUGGCAAAGCGGUCUGUCCUCAACAAUCCUGGCAAGAGGACCAUCAUUGAGCGCUCCUCUGCCCGCUCCAGCAUUGCUGAAGUUCAGAGUGAGAUUGAGCGCAUAUUCGAGCUGGCCAAAUCUCUGCAGCUAGUAGUGUUGGAUGCUGAUACCAUCAACCACCCAGCACAGCUAGCAAAGACCUCACUGGCUCCCAUCAUCGUCUUUGUCAAGGUAUCCUCACCUAAGGUCCUCCAGCGGCUCAUCCGCUCCCGGGGGAAGUCACAGAUGAAGCACCUCACUGUGCAGAUGAUGGCAUAUGAUAAGCUGGUUCAGUGCCCACCGGAAUCAUUUGACGUGAUUCUGGAUGAGAACCAGCUGGAAGAUGCCUGCGAGCACCUAGCUGAGUACCUGGAGGUUUACUGGCGAGCCACCCACCACCCAGCUCCUGGCCCUGGACUUCUGGGCCCUCCCAGUGCCAUUCCUGGACUUCAGAACCAGCAGCUGCUGGGGGAACGAGGUGAGGAACACUCACCCCUGGAGCGAGACAGCUUGAUGCCCUCAGAUGAGGCCAGCGAGAGCUCCCGCCAAGCCUGGACCGGAUCUUCACAGCGCAGCUCCCGCCACCUGGAAGAGGACUACACAGAUGCCUACCAGGACCUGUACCAGCCUCACCGCCAACACACCUCGGGGCUGCCCAGUACUAAUGGGCAUGAUCCCCAAGACCGGCUCCUAGCCCAGGACUCGGAGCACAACCAUAAUGACCGGAACUGGCAGCGCAACCGGCCUUGGUCCAAGGAUAGCUACUGAUCACCUCCUGCCCCACCCUGGCAGGAAGAGGCACAGCUGGCUGGGAUGCCCUCUCUAGGCAGAUUGGAGUUAGACUGGCAUUAGACUGCCACUAGGCUCAGCUCCCACAACCCCAUGCCCAGCCCAAGCACCAGGGCAAACUGUGGUCCUAAAGUUCUGGGAGAAGCAAGGGGCCCCCUCACCUCCUGGGCACAGUGACCCCAUAGGCUCCUGUUCCAGUUACUAGCUGUGUUCUGCACCUCUGGCACCUUCCUCACCUCCUGCACAAGACCCUGCCCUACAGGGCAGUGACCUCAGACCAGGACCACUUUAGCAGAGGCCUUCCCACCAAUUCAGGGAAGGGAUGCCUCCUCUGAGUGACAAGAGGAUAGAGGUGUGGGUAACACUGCACAAGUAAGAAACAAAGUUCCUGAGCAGUCACAAGUCCUAAGUUAAGGAACUUGGGUUAUGCUUUUAGGUGCAAGGGGCCUCCACUCACCUCACUGCCACACAUCAGAAAUGAGACAAUCAGAGCCCAACAUGGUGGUAUUUCUAUCAGCUGGGGUGGGACAUCCACAUCCAAGACUGGAGUAGCAGGCAGACUAGGAUGGUCCAAAGACCUCACAGCUGAAGCACUGGGGGAAAAGGGUCCUCUUCGUCAUACCAGGAAGUCUAGCAUCUGACAGGACUAGGGAACCGGAGCAUAGUCAAGCCAAAAGGCAGACAGGAGCCAGCCUGGACUGGGAUUUGGGGAGGGAGGAACAACUUUGGGUCUCCCCCCUGCCUUUCUCAUUCUUUGCCCUUGCAUCUGUCAUUUCUGUUCUUUCCCUUCAAGCCUCUUGCAAGAUAGGGGCUCCUGACCUUAUUCCUGACUCAUAGCUGCUGCUUGUUAAGUUAGGGUUAGAUAGGGAGAAUAGGACACAGUGGACAGCCCCAGAGGCCCUGUUUACCCAGCUACCCUUGCCUUAUGGCUCUCGUGUGUGAUCUACAGAGCAUGCUCCACAAGACCCUGCCCACUUCACUGUCAUCACCAAUAAAACACCAUGCACACUC